Messenger RNA from Brettanomyces nanus, 858 nucleotides. RefSeq lists its product as uncharacterized. The record is from RefSeq and is a predicted model, not a curated record. The transcript has a single exon. The coding region runs from base 1 to 858 and encodes 285 amino acids. Lineage: Eukaryota; Fungi; Ascomycota; Pichiomycetes; Pichiales; Pichiaceae. Gene Ontology annotation, cellular component: cytoplasm; mitochondrion.
AUGACUACUCUCAGCACUAAGACAUUGAAACAAGUGGUGUGUGGUAUCCAAAAGCUCUACCCGAUUAGCUUUGCUGACAAUUCAUGGGACAAUACGGGAUUACUAGUGGAUUGUAGUGUAUCGACAACGAACGAGACGAAAACAAAGCUACUCUUAACGGUCGAUUUGACACAAUCUGUGGCUGAUGAAGCCGUUACAACUGGAUGCAACUUGAUCUUGGCUUACCAUCCAUUUAUUUUCCGGGGAUUGAAAUCGAUUAGGCCAUCUGAUCCUCAACAGAGUUCACUUAUCAAAUUGAUUAGAUCAGGAAUAUCUGUCUAUUGUCCGCAUACGGCCAUUGAUGCUGCCAAGGGUGGUGUCAACGAUUGGUUGGCGGAAGGGAUCACGGACAGAGAUGCUAAUUUAAAAGAGAAAACUAUUAUCGAACCCAAUUCUGACGGCAUUGAUGGAGUUGGAAUGGGUAGAUUGGUGGUGUUGAAGAGACCAAUCUCACUCAGAAGUGUUAUCAAACGAGUUAAGAAGAACUUGAAAAUUGAGCAUAUUCAAUUAGCCACAAAACACCCGGAUCAACUGGAUGAGUUGUCGAUCCGUACUGUGGCUAUCUGCGCCGGCUCGGGCUCAAGCUUGUUCCGCAAUGUCAGGGCAGAUCUAUACUACACGGGAGAAUUAGCACACCAUGAGGCCUUAUUUUAUAAAGAAUGUGGAGCGCACGUUAUCGCAUGCAACCAUUCCAACACAGAAAGAGGUUUUCUACAGGUGUUGAAGCUGCAAUUGAACGAGCAAUUCAAGCAAAUGGGUCUGGAACAAGUCAAUAUUACGAUUAGCUUAACCGAUCGGGAUCCAUACCAAGUUGUGUAA